AAGUACUUUUUAAUUUACACCAAUAAUGAUGUCAUCCCGAGUUUUAGUGUCGCGACCCCAUUUUGACACGCGGGUAGUGGCACGGAAUGGCUCACAGCCGCCGGUCACAAACCCGGAGACCACCGUUAAGGAAAACGUUUACGCGGGUACAUCCGGUGGUCUGGCCACCGCGGGUUACCGGAGCGCCAAAUACACCCCCGAAGAGUGGAUCACCAAUAACUCUGCUCUCUUAAACCGGGCCGUCGUGGACCGGAACCGCGCGGAGAAUAUUUGCCACGAGUCCAAAGCGCUGAGAGCGGAGACCGACGCCGGGACUUUACGCACGCAGACCGACGGCACCAAACGCCUGGGCGAGCGGCUGCAGGACAUCCACCGCUGGAGAUCCGAGUUGGCGCAGUUUAUCGAGCGGCUGAACGCAGAAACACACCUGCUGGUUGGCUCCAGGAGGCGGCUGGAAAAAGCGCUGGACGCCACGGAGAUCCCCUUCGCCAUCGCCACUGAUAACCUGACCUGCCGAGAGAGACGCUUCGGUCCGGAUCUGGUGGAGGACCAAGUGCAAGAGGAACUUCUAAAAGAGGUGGAGCUGAUCAGAAGCAUCCAGGCCCUGCUGAAAAAAACUCUGGAUCAAACUCUCAACCAAAUCAGGCUGAACCGGGAGGUGACGCGGACUCUGGAGUUCGACUGGUCUGAUAAACAGCAGGCCUACACCUUGGAUGACCAGUGUGGACGUUAUAACAACAGGAGCAUGGACACACAACAGCAUCCCAGCUCAGCAGUGCUGCAGGAUCAGGUGUGUGAUGAGGAGGUGUGGCGUAAGUUUACUGUGGAUAACCUGCGGCUGGCGGAGAGAGAGGAGACGGCGAGCCAGGCCCUGAGAAGGCUGUCUGAGCGGGUGUUGCAGGAGACGACCGAGGACCUGCGGGCGCAGUGUGUUACUGUGGAUCAGGCAUUCAUCCAGCGCUGCACGGAGCUGAGCCAGUCCAAAACACAGCUGGAGCUGCACCUGGGACAGAUUUUGGAUCAGAUCGGGGCUCAGGAGAAGAAUAUAUCAAACUUGCAGCAAGCUGUGUAUGAUAAAGAAGCUCCACUUAGAGUGGCUGAAUCCAGGCUGCAUAACCGGACCUUCAGACCCAACAUUGAGCUGUGCCGAGACCAGCCUCAACUCAGUCUGUUAGGUGAGGUAUCAGAGCUCGGCAGUACCGUAUCAGCCCUACAGCAGCAGCUGUAUGAGGCACGCAGAUCUUUGUCUGACCUGGAGGACAGUCGACUGGCCCUGGAGAAAGACAUCGCUUGCAAAACUAACUCUCUCCUCAUCGACAGAGAGAAGUGUAUGACGCACCGCACACGCUACCCUAGUGUCACAGUGCUGUCUGGAUACUGACACACACUCAUAACAUUCCCCCCUCAACAGGAGGUCCGGGUCUGCUAGACUGUUACUUCCAGUGGCUUGCAGUGUGUGUGUGUGUGUGUUUAUUUUUUUAAUGCAAUGAUUAUACA
Messenger RNA from Pimephales promelas (fathead minnow), 1497 nucleotides. RefSeq names its product tektin 4 (gene tekt4). Gene Ontology annotation, cellular component: microtubule cytoskeleton; sperm flagellum; nucleus. Gene Ontology annotation, biological process: cilium assembly; cilium movement involved in cell motility. The record is from RefSeq and is a predicted model, not a curated record. Lineage: Eukaryota; Metazoa; Chordata; Actinopteri; Cypriniformes; Leuciscidae.